ACCAAACUCAAACGUUGCGUACUAACAUGUUUCACUGGUCUACUUUGUGCUCUGUGUAGGAUGUUGCGACCACAGGACCGCUACUUCGACUGGAUGGACUACUCUGUGUUCGGCGCUAUGCUGGUCUUCUCCGCCCUGAUCGGUGUAUACUUCGCCUUCUUCGCCAAAGACAAACAAGAGUCCUCAUCUGAAUACCUUUUGGGAGGUCGCACCAUGGGAAUCUUCCCUAUUUCGAUGUCUCUAAUUGCUAGUUAUAUCUCCGGCAUCUCCUUGCUGGGGAUCCCGGCCGAGAUGUACGUGUAACGGCACUCAGUACUGGAUGAUUGUGGCUUCGGACUCCCUUGUCAGCCUCACCAUGGCUUUUUGUCUACCUGCCGGUCUUCUUCAAACUUAAAAUCACUUCUUCGUAUGAGUACUUAAAUAUGAGAUUCAACAAGGCAGUGUGCAUCUUAGGAUCCGGAAUCUUUGUUUUAAAGAUGAUGCUGUACAUGCCCAUGGUCAUCUAUGUACCUGCUCUUGCCUUCAACCAAGUGACUGGCGUUAACUUACAUCUAAUUACGCCGCUUGUCUGUGUCGUCUGCAUCUUCUACACCACAGUGGGAGGGCUGAAGGCUGUGGUAUGGACGGACACGUUACAAACCAUUCUUAUGUUGUUGGGUGUGGUGGUAGUCCUGGUUAUGGGCACUAUAAGGGUUGGCGGGCCUGGUGUGGUGUGGGAGCGCAACGAUUUCAGCGGUCGACUGGAAUUCCUCAAGUAUGCGGUAAACACACUUUAA
Messenger RNA from Homalodisca vitripennis (glassy-winged sharpshooter), 776 nucleotides. RefSeq names its product sodium-coupled monocarboxylate transporter 1-like. Gene Ontology annotation, biological process: transmembrane transport; sodium ion transport. The transcript has 6 exons. Gene Ontology annotation, cellular component: membrane. Bases 423 to 776 code for a protein of 117 amino acids. NCBI's taxonomy places the organism in Eukaryota, Metazoa, Arthropoda, Insecta, Hemiptera, Cicadellidae. Gene Ontology annotation, molecular function: symporter activity. The record is from RefSeq and is a predicted model, not a curated record.